Messenger RNA from Oryzias latipes (Japanese medaka), 2961 nucleotides. It is a transcript of the gene znf703, whose product is annotated as zinc finger protein 703. Gene Ontology annotation, cellular component: nucleus. Gene Ontology annotation, biological process: negative regulation of DNA-templated transcription. Lineage: Eukaryota; Metazoa; Chordata; Actinopteri; Beloniformes; Adrianichthyidae. The record is from RefSeq and is a predicted model, not a curated record.
GGAAGUGAGGAACUGGAAGGCUGCAGCAGUGAGAGAGCAUCAACCGUUCCGGAGGACUGUCGCACCCUUUUCCGCUGCGGGUUUAUUCAGAGCGUUUUUCUAUUGAUGUUUUUUUGGGGGGGAGUUUUUGUGCUUAGAGUUUCAUGUACGAGAUAAACAAAAUUCUAGGAUUCAUUAGUGGAUUUUGUUUCUCGAAGGAUGACGUUUUGGUGAUUUGAUCCUCCAGAGAAAAGCUUGGAUCAGACCCGAAGACGCGCAUUGCGCACUGGUGUUUUGGAUUACUACAUUGUCUACUGUUGAAGUUUGUUUGGCAUGAAAUGUCAAGGUAGAAGAAACUGAACCCUGCGCUCACCUGCUUUCGAUCCAGCGCGUGUUCAAAACCAGAUGAGAGAUCCUCCCGUUGGAGCUGAGCCGCUUUUACGCAGCCAUUCCCGGGAGCGCAGCGCCACCGACUCCAGCGGAGAUCGACGAGGCGCAAAGAGUCUGCCUGCCUUCACAUCUGCGUCCUUCCCAUCUCCAUCGGACCCCUCACGCCAAGCAAAAAGGCUUCCCAUUCGGAUAGUAAAGAUGUUGACGGCGCACAGCGGCCACUUGCUUCACCCCGAGUAUCUCCAGCCCCUCACGUCUGCGCCGGUCAGCAUUGAACUGGAUGCCAAAAAGAGUCCUUUGGCUCUGCUGGCGCAGACCUGCUCUCAAAUUGGCAAACCCGAUCCACCAUCCUCCUCCAAGUUGGCCUCUCUUUCCUCUAGUAGUCUUGGAGAAAAGGAAUCGUCCAGCAGAUCAUCUAAGUCGGGAGAGCAGCACCAAAUUCCGGAUGACAAAUCCAGCUUUAAGCCUUACUCCAAAUCAUCAGGCGACUCUCGUAAGGAUUCCCUGGUAACUAAAGGGGAUAAAGCAGCUUUCAGGGUGCCAAGUGGGAGCUCCAAUGGAGGCAGUACAUCAUGCUCAUCUUUUCCGUCCCAUUCCCGGUCGCCCAGCUCCAGCUCCCCCCCCCUGCACAGUCAGAACCAGUCCCAAAGACAAAGCCAUUCCCCUUCCACACACCCCUCAACACAUUCUCAGGCCCCAAUCAUGGACAGCAAAUCUGGAAGUCCAGAGCAUGCCAGCUCAGACAGUAACAGUAAUAACUCUGGCAAAAAAGACUCAGAUGCAGCUAAAUCAGGGAUGGACGGGGCCCAGAUAGCCAACUCCAGCCAAGUACGGGCAAGUGCAAACUCCAGCAAUGCCAGCUCUUCCAGCAGCCCACGGCCGGAGAGCAAAACAGAUCUGCAGGCUUCUACACAGUCAGGGCUGGGAUCUGGACACAUCGCACCAGUCUCACCUUUCAAACCCGGACAUUCUGUCUUCCCUCUGCCCCCGGUUACCAUGGGCUACCAUGCCUCCAUUGUCGGAGCUUACGCUGGCUAUCCAUCACAGUUCGUUUCCGGCUUGGAUCCUACAAAGUCCAGUUUAGGCUUAGGACUUCCAGGAAAACAUCCCAGCUCUAGCCCGCUAACUGGAGCUUCACCUCCAUCUCUGAUGCAGGGUUUAUGUCGGGACCCUUAUUGCCUAAGUUACCCCGGUGCCCCCCACUUGGGUGGCAGUAACUGCUCCACAUGUGUUCAUGACCCAUCAAGCCUCAAGUCUGGUUUCCCAUUGGUUUACCCUUCACACCACCUGCACUCCCUGCACUCCAGCCCAUUGUCCUCCAGCACCACCCCCUCUAUUUCCCACCCCCUUUACACAUAUGGUUUUAUGGUUCCCAAUGAGCCGCUGCCCCAUGCCUGUAACUGGGUUUCUGUCACUGGUCCCUGCGACAAGCGCUUUGCCACAUCAGAGGAGCUACUGUCCCACCUGCGUUCCCAUACAGCCUUGCCUGGAAUGGUGGACAGCAAGCUGCUGUCAACUUACCCAUCAUCAGUAUCAUCAACGGCCUCAUGCCAUCUUCAUUUACCCCCACCCAACAGCCCAAGUGCCCUGCCAAGUUCAUUCUCACUCAGAGGUUCUCCUGGCUUGGGCCUGGCACGCUACCAUCCCUACAGCAAGUCCCACUUACCUGGAGCUCCUGGUCUCCCCAUGCCAUCCCUCUCCUCCUCCUCCCCUUAUUACUCUCCGUAUGCCAUCUACAGUCAGAGACUGGGCUCAGCCUCAGCCUUGGGAUACCAAUGAUAUUUGAGAUGCUGCUAACACCCACAGACUGCAGGCAUCAGUUUGGACUGUAGAGCAGCCCUGAAGAUGGACUCCUGAGACUGAGGUCAUCUUCAGUGCAGGGCGUCACGCCUGCUGGCCUGCCUGCCAGGAAUACCACCUGUUUGCCUCAGGAUUGUGACUGGUGCUCCAAAGGCAAAGCCUGUGAUGGAUGGUAGCAGAGGACCAUCAGACUUCAACAGCAAGAGACAAGAGUUUGAAUUUUAUAGAGUUGAGGGAUUAUCAAAACAGUCUUCAUUUUUUUAAAAUCUGUUUUUAGUUUCCGUCCCCCCCAAAAAAAGUGUAUUUAUUUUUUCACUCAAGCGCUUGUUUUUGGAAUGGGGGGUUUGAGUUGAAAUGUUUGCUAUCCACAUAAAUGUUUUCUGAAGUAUUCAGACUGGGGAAGAUGAUUUUAGUAUAUUACCAUUAUGCCUAUCAUACACUCUAUAAAUAAAAAUGUUGCACCACGAUGUGGAUGGAUUGUGAGGAUUUAUUCUGGGGACUUCUUUUGAUCUUCUUCCCUCUCGGCUGUUUUGUUUCUCCUCCUCGACUCAGAUUCUGGAGGAUUGCAUGUCCUUGAGAAUUAUCUUGAACAUUGCAAAUAUUUUUAUUUGUAAAUAUGCAAAGAUGUAAUAUUUUUUCAAGCCUGCAAGGGGUUAGCAAUUUGAUUUAUGCAAAAGGUUCAGAGAUAAGAAAAAAAACUGACAUUAAUAAAACAAAAUGAUGGCUGUGCUGUCCGACCAACAAAAAAACCCAUCUUAUUUUGUUAAAUAAAUGAUACAUGACUGCAUUGUA